Molecule: messenger RNA, 1809 nt
Organism: Anthonomus grandis grandis
Lineage: Eukaryota; Metazoa; Arthropoda; Insecta; Coleoptera; Curculionidae
Gene: JhI-21
Product: Y+L amino acid transporter 2
Exons: 9
Coding region: 175-1659 (494 amino acids)
Biological process (GO): amino acid transmembrane transport
Cellular component (GO): membrane
Molecular function (GO): L-amino acid transmembrane transporter activity
Source: RefSeq, a predicted model, not a curated record
AGACUGGGCCAGACGUACGCAAAAGUUGUAGUAUUUACUUGAAAUCGCGGUUCACGUUACGCUAUACUGACGCGUAAAGACCGCAUGGUACGUUAAAUAUUAAAAUAAAAUAAUUAAUUGAAAAACUAUGACCAUGUAACAAACUGAGAUUUAAUUAUCUGUAAAAUAAAUAAAAUGGUGUCGUCUCCGAGCGUCGAAAACGGAAACACCGGCAACGGUAUCGAAAAGUUUAUACCUGAAGAUGAGGAGUCGCCGAAGACCAAAAGAAAAAUUACCUUAUUAAAUGGUGUUGGGAUAAUUGUUGGAACCAUAGUUGGCAGCGGAAUUUUCGUAUCUCCAACCGGAGUAUACGAAGCAACAAAAUCCGUAGGUAUAUCCAUCCUAAUCUGGUGUUUAUCCGGAUUAUUUUCCAUGCUUGGAGCAUUAUGCUAUGCGGAACUGGGCACCUCAGUCACCAGGUCUGGAGGCGAUUAUGCUUAUAUUUACGUGGCUUUCGGGCCCUUAGCAGCAUUUUUACGAUUGUGGAUUGCUUUACUAAUUAUUAGGCCAACCACACAAGCGAUAGUGGCAAUAACCUUCGCAGAAUAUGCGGCAAAACCGUUUUUUCCUGAAUGUAAACCACCUGAAAAUGCCAUAAGACUUUUAGCAGCUGCAUGCUUGUGUUUUCUUACGGCCAUUAACUGCUUGAGCACAAGAUGGGCCAUGCGGAUUCAAGAUAUCUUUACCAUCGCCAAACUGGUCGCACUAAUUUCCAUUAUUUUAACCGGCCUGUAUUAUAUAUUAAAUGGUCAUACUGAAAACUUUUCCAAUGCCUUCGAAGGAAGUUACAACCUCUCUAGUAUAGCACUGAGCUUUUACUCUGGUCUGUUCGCCUUUGGGGGAUGGAAUUAUUUGAACUUCGUUACUGAGGAACUGCAAGACCCUUACAAAAAUUUGCCCAGGGCAAUAUGGAUCGGCAUCCCCCUAGUAACCGCAGUAUACGUUUUAGCCAAUGUAGCAUAUUUUGCGGUCCUAUCAGGCGUUGAAAUGCAAAGCUCUUUCGCAGUAGCAUUAUCUUUUGGCAUGAAAAUGUACGGAAACAUCACAUGGCUAGUGCCAGUAUUCGUAGCUCUAUCAUGCUUCGGAGGCGUCAACGGAGUCCUCUUUACAUCAGGCAGACUUUUCCUUACUGGAGCUCAAGAAAACCACCUUCCAGAGCUGUUUUCUUACAUCCACGUGAAACGAAACACACCUAUUCCUUGCCUAAUAUUUACAUGCUUAACAUCCCUGGCAAUGUUGUUCGUCAGCGACGUAAUUGCCCUGAUAAACUACUACGGACAAAUUUUAUGGUUUUCUGUUGCGGCGAGCAUUGCGGGCAUGCUCAUUCUAAGGCACAAGCAACCAGAUGCACCACGACCCAUUAGAGUGCACACUUCUAUACCCAUUAUUUUCUUAUGCGCUUGUGCGUUUUUAAUUUUAUUUCCUAUACCAUCGCAGCCAUGGAAUACCGUUAUUGGGGCUGCUAUAACGUUGUCAGGUAUUCCAGUUUACUACCUUUGCAUAAAAUGGAAAAAUAAACCACACAGAUUCACCGUAUUUACCCAAAAAAUGAAUCGAUUUUUACAACAACUAAUGGACCUCACUUUGCCUGAAGCCACGCAGCUACUAUCACAAUCCUAAAGUCUCUUAAAAUCCUUAAGUGAUAUAUUUAUAUGAAGUAUUUACAACUUUGGAUCUCGAAUGCUUUUACUCUUUUUUGUUAAUUUAUGAACCUUAUUGACCAAACUGUACAAUUAGUGUUAUUUAAGAAAAUAUAAUAUAUUUAUUGCA